AGGACUUUUAUUUUGAAAACACGCUUCUUCUAAGCUUCUGUUUGACGUUUGUCAGUACAGGAAGUUCUUCUAGUUAGUUGACAGCUUUCCUCAAUCGAUUAUCGGAAUAGAUUUCAGUUUUGUCCUACUGAAUAUGUAACAUAUCCUAACAUUUGUCUUACUGUAUUAUUAAGACCCAUUCUCGUUGAGGACUGCGGUUGGAGUGUGUUUUCGCUGAAUGUGUGUGUUUUUGGACGUGAAGCCGACAGACUCGUUGAGGACUGCAGUUUGAGUGUGUUUUCACAGAGUGAGUGAGUGAGUGAGUGUGUGUGUGUGUGUGUUUGUGGAGGUGAAGCUCUGGUUCUGGACUUACUGAACCCGGUGAGAAUGUCAUGUUCGCUGGAGAAGGUUUUGGGCGAUGCGCGGACGCUUCUGGAGCGGCUCAAAGAGCACGACACCGCGGCUGAGAGCCUCAUCGAGCAGUCCAGCGUCCUCGGACAGAAGAUCCACAGCAUGAAGGAGGUCGGAAACACUCUCCCUGACAAGUACAUGGAGGAGAACACCGAGUAUCAAGAGCUGUCCAGAUACAAGCCUCACGUCCUGCUGAGCCAGGAGAACACCCAAAUCAAAGAGCUCCAGCAGGAGAACAGAGAGCUCUGGCUCUCUCUGGAGGAGCACCAGUACGCCUUGGAGCUGAUCAUGGGCCGAUACCGCAAGCAGAUGCUGCAGAUGAUGAUGGAGAAGAAAGAGCUGGACACCAAACCUGUGCUCAGUCUUCACCAGAAUCAUGCCAAGGAGGUUCAAAGCCAGUUGGGACGGAUCUGUGAAAUGGGUCAAGUAAUGCGUCAAGCCGUACAGAUGGAUGACCAGCACUAUUGCUCUGUGAAAGAGCGACUGGCACAGCUUGAGAUUGAAAACAAGGAGCUCCGGGGUCUGCUGUCCAUCAGCUCUGUGAAGCAGCACAGAGAGGAGAAAAACCCACCGGAGACGACAUCUGAGACUGUGGAGAAACAGGAGUCCUAAUGGAGGAUAAUGUUACUUUAGACAGCAGUUUGUGCAUUUGUGUGUCAGCUGACCUGGUGUCCACUGACACUAAUAUCUCUAUUGGGUUUUCUAGUUUCCUUCAGAACUGUCCUGGCGGUGGUUUUAGCUCUCUUAUGUCCGAUCAUGCACUUUUUCUGAUGUUUAAUAUUAGAGUUAUUAAUAUUUUAGUUCAGGAAAGACCCAUGACCUCUUUGCUUUUAAUAAUAGACUCUUGAAUCGUUAGGCAGAUGUGUGUUAUAGAUCAUUUCUUUCUCUGUUUAUGUUUGAAUUUUCCAAAGAUGUAAGUGUUUUUAAUUUUAAAAUAAGCUUUUUUCGGUCUUAAAUUGAUUUGUAGCUUCACAUUCACUAGGUUUAGAGGGAUUGUGGAUA
This is a messenger RNA of Danio rerio (zebrafish), 1392 nucleotides long. The record is from RefSeq and is a predicted model, not a curated record. Lineage: Eukaryota; Metazoa; Chordata; Actinopteri; Cypriniformes; Danionidae.